Molecule: messenger RNA, 8825 nt
Organism: Schistosoma rodhaini
Lineage: Eukaryota; Metazoa; Platyhelminthes; Trematoda; Strigeidida; Schistosomatidae
Source: the annotation of a GenBank genome assembly
UUUGGUUUAAGUACUCUGAUCCUCAAGGUCAAGUUGGAGAUUAAUUAUGAAACUGUAAACAUAAAGCGGAGUUUCCUGCUUCUUCCAGUUAUAAGAAUAGACUCAUAGUCAUUCAUUGUAAAACAAUGAACUCAUCAGAAGGUUUGAUUCAGCAUGCCAGAGGAAAUUUUAGAGAAAGCUUCUUAUCCUCUGAACUAGGAGAGAAAAUUGGUCUGGUGCGUGAAUGGAUCAUCGGUACGGGAACAAAGUUAUUAGACUCUCAGACUUCUAAACCGUAUAAUUUUGAAGAAGCCUGUCAGAUUCGUAAAUCCCACGAACAAUUCGAGUUUAAGUAAAGCUUUGGAGGUCUUCGCUGAACUUUGUGAUUACAGGAAGCAAAGUAGCAUCAAUUUGGAACUGAGUGAGCUGGACUAUAUGGUACAGAGUUUUGUGGAAAAGCUAAAUAGGAGAACGUUUUUUGUUGUAUCGUGCUAUACUUAUUUCAGAUUGGUUGAAGAACUUUGGAAUAUUUUGGAAGAGUUACAAAAGAGGGAAAAGGAGGUCGAUACCUACGAUGGAACGUCCAUAAAAAACGCGAUAUCUGAUUUAGAGCACGGAGUUGAAAAGUGUGAAGUGAGACUAAACGGUCUUGCUCAUGAACUUGAAAGACUGAGAAUAAUCUUGAAACCUUCUGAUCCGGAUUAUCUUGGACAGUUAGAGGAUGGAUUCAGAGACGCAUGUCGAGCUGCCACUGAAGCAACACAAUCCCUCAAAAUUCGCAAACUUGUCCUCAAGAAGCACUCCAAGUUACUUGAAUGUGAGGAAAAUGUUUACGAAUCGAUCGGUUGGAUAGAAGAGCUUUAUGAAAAUAUUGAAGUUAUGUAUGAAGAAAAUUGUGUUGGAAAAAACCAGUUGGAGUCCGAAGAUCUUUUGAAAAAGCAUAAUGAUAUAGAAAAUCAAGCAAAAACAACCUAUACAUAUUGCAUACAACUGUUAGAAACAUAUGGAAAAUUAUGCGAAGCAGAUAGUAGACGCCUACCCCGGAAUAUAGGAAUAAGUAAAACUAGGCUUUUCCGUAUAUGGCCAAAAUUAACUGAUAGAUUAUUGGAAUUACAAGCACGAACGGAAGCUGCAAAAAAAGUUUAUGUAACAACUGAUAUGCUUUUAACUCGUGUUCAAGAAUAUCUCUUGGAAUUAAGUCGAAGUCCACCAAUAUUUGAUCGUAAAUGUGGUUCGCCAUCAACUCAAGGUAGUCCACCUGUUCCAAAUGAUCAAAAACGUGCGCAAUUAGAUAAAUUAUUGCUAGAAUUCUCAUGUAUUAAGUCAACUGGUCUACAGCUUAUUGAAAAAUUACCUAAAGGCUUAUUAUCAGAAGAUAUUAUAGUCAACGGACAGAUAACUGAUGAAGUAAUUCGUGUAAUACGCCUUAAACUAUACACAUUGUGGUUAAAAGUAAGAGAAUAUGAGUAUGCUUUGUUGGGUCGAAAUUCAUUAGAUAAUACAACUGCUAGUGAACUUGCUCCUGAUUGGCGUUCUCCUAGAAUAUUAUCACAUUCCUCAAAUUCAACAAUGAGAAGAGUUGGAUCCCUUUUUGAUGGUGAUUUUAGUCCAGUAACUAUGGUUUCACCGCAAAUGUCUGCACACGAGCGGAACAAUCGACCUUCGAAUCCCUUGGGCAAUGAAUUAUGUAAUCAUAACGGUUCAGAAGAAUCAGACGAUAGAGGGCAAUGUGAAUCAGUCAUCGUUCGGAAUCAGUCCAUUGCUCAAUUAAGACGAAGUUAUUUCGAUAAACUAGGCAGUGACAUAAGUUUUACAGCAAAAGUGCCCCCGUUUGAUAAACCUUCAAAAAUAGAGCCUUCAUCAUUCAAUCCGUUUCCUGUAAAUAACCAGAAGGAAAGGACAAAAUAUGAAGAAGAUUUGAAACUUAAAGAAAAUCUGAAUGGAUGUGAUAUGUAUUCUAAUCACAAUUUCGACAGUUUAUUUUAUGCGUUUAAACGUCAGUUAUCAGAAUUAACAAGAAACCAUCAGACACGUAAUCCUGGAGAUACAGUAACAGAUAUAGAAUUAUUCAUUUCUGAACAUGAUAAAACUAAAAAUGAAGCCAAUAAAAUUUUCGAUGAAUUCAAACGUCAGUUGAAUUCAAUAUUUAAUGAAGAUGAUUCUAAUAUUAAAGUAUCAAAGCAAAAUAUUCUUCUCGAUGCUAAACAACUUCUUGAUAAUUGGAUUACUGAUUGGGCUUUACAACGUGAAAAUCUUAAUUAUCGUCUUGCAUUUUUAAAUCGUUUAGAAGAUUUACAAACAGAUCUUGGUGAAUGUGUUUCUCGUUUAGAUCAAUUAAUAAAAGCUACUUGUUUAUCUGUCAAUACAGCUGCUGAAACAUAUAAGAAUCAACAAAAUCUUCAAUUAUUGAAUAAAUUAGGUGCGACAGUUUUAUCCGAAGCUGAAGUUUAUCAAAUUAAUACUAUUAAUGAAGAAGUAAAAGGAAUGUUACAGACAAUUCCGGCACAAGAGCAGUUCAUUCAAUCAUUGAUAAAUGAAGUUGAACAAUGUGAAAAGUUCCAAUUUCCUACUCAUAUAAUGCAAAUCAAAUCUAUCUGGAAAAAGUACACAGAAAAUUUAAAUAUAUUUAAAUCUUUUAUACAAAAUUUAACAAAGGCUUAUAACAUUAUUCCCGAGUUGAAUAGCUACAAAUCUAAUUAUUUGUAUCGUAUAUCUGAUCCCAGUAAACAAGUGUCUUCAUCGAAUCAGAUGGAUGGUCAUAAAUUAGAACAAGCUAUUUUUGAUAUAAUAAAACCUGAUUGUUUAUCUCCUAAUGCUGAAAAUUUAAACAAAAUCUCUUCAACAUAUCCACAAGUUUUAUGGUUAAUACAAUAUCUAAAUUCUCAAUUAAAUUUAAUUAAAGAAUCACAAGAAGAAUUAGAUAUGUUAAUGUUAAAUAUGCGAGUAGCGAGUACAUCACCUGUUGAUCUAUCUGAAUUAGUAACAAAAUCCCGUAAUAAUAAUAUUAAUGAUCAAAGAUAUAAUGAUAAAAAGUUACGUAUACAACAUUCAUCAUCACCUUUAUAUUCCGAUGGGAAUUCAUCGGUUGGUUUUAAUAAUGAUAUCGAUGAAACAUUCAAAUCAAUACCAUUAACCCAUCAUUCAUAUCCAAAUAAUAUAAAUUCAGAUAAAUCUAUAACACAAAUGAAUAAUAAUAAUAAUUUUAAUGAAAUUAAUUCGGCACCAACUAUUUUAUGUUCAACAUGGAGAAUUAUUAAACCAUUAAGUAAUAUACAAUGUAAACUAGGUGAUAUGAUCAAAUUACAAUGUUCUUUUAAUGGUCCAUCAUCUAAAGAUGCUUUUACUGUAUCAUGGUUUUAUAGACCAUUUAAAUUGAUUAAGAAGCAGUUAAGUUAUGGCGUAAAAGAAAGAAUUAAUUUCACAUGUUCUAAUGAUAUAGUUGAAACUAUUAAAAUAGAUUACGCUGAAUUAAUGAUUAAAAAUGUUACAGCCUAUAGAGCUGGAUUAUAUACUAUACGUAUAAGAAAUGAAGAAACUGGGAAAGCAAUGAAAAGCAAUGCUUCUUUAACUAUAAUCCCAAAUAUUCUGGAGGGUAAACCUGAUUUAGAAAUUGAAACUCUAGAUUCAUCUACAGGACUCCUUAAACCAAUCACAAUUACAGUCAGUUAUGAAGGAUUAUGUGUCAUUCCCGAUGUAAAAUGGACGUACAAUGGUUCACCAAUAAAUCACACGAUCUGGCGAAUUGAUACAGAUAUGAAUAGAAGUAUACUGCAUUCAGCCAAUGCACACAUUUCUGAUAAGGGAGUUUAUGAAUUUGAAAUAAGGGAUUAUGUGACGAAUACAAUACUUAAAACGAGAAGAACAUUACAGACUCAGUCUUCUGUGCCAAUAACUGAACAGCCGCUUGUAUUUGGCAAUAAUCAAACAAUUGGCAUGGUAUUCGUUGGCGAUCCAAUUGUAAUACGUUGCCCAUUACCAUCCGUAAUAAAAACGGGAUCAAGAAUAUCCGUUGAUUGGCUACAUGAUAAACAAAAAAUUUACUCAAUGACAACAACAGUUGCGAAACAAUGUGUCAAUAAAGUUAUCUCAAGCAGACUAGCUAGUUUCGAAGGAAAUCAGUUUCAACGUGGUGAAACAAUGUGGCGGACAUAUCUAAUGGAUAAUCAUUGUGUUCUUACGACAGAUCAUGUUCAAAAUACAGAUGAGGGUAUAUACAAGUGUCGUAUAAAAUCUGACACUGGUAUCUAUGAGUCUUCAGGAUCCUUAUCUUUACUUAAAGCUGUACAUUUCUCAAAAGAGUUGCCUACUUUAUUAGAAGUCUCAAAGGGUGAUCCAACUAAAAUGACAUGUUGCUUAGAAAUUUUACCUUUACAAGACAAUAAAAUUAUCGACUCUGUCAACAGCAAUAAGACUUCUAAUGAUCGAAAUAUUUCACCACCAUCAUCAUCAUCAGUACCACCUUUAUCUCAGUUACCAAUACCUACAACAAAUCAGUGGGAUCAAUUAUCUUUACAAAUUAGUUGGUAUUUAAACAAUGAUUUAUUAGAUAUUGAAAAAGCUAAAAAGCUGAACAUAAGUACUAAUUUUGUUAAUGGAUUAGCUAAUUUAUCAAUUGAUAAUGUAUCUCUUGAACAUGAAGGGGAUUAUUGCUGUAAAGUGGAAAGCUCAAGGGGUAUCAUUCAAACAUAUGGAAAGAUUAUACUUAAAAGAGAACCUACAUCUUUCAAAUUUACAAAUGAUGGACCUAAAAUCAUUGGAGAAAUUCUGAAAUCACCAAAUCCGAUUACAAUUAAUCAAUGUCUAACACUUACAGUAAAUUAUACUUCAAAUUCAAUGCCUGAAAUUAUAUGGUUGAAAAAUGAACAAAAACUCGAUAUUAAUAGUUCUCGUAUUAGGAUGGAUACCAAAAACAAUCAAUGCGCUUUAACUAUUUUUGACACAAAACCAGAGGAUACCGGUUAUUAUACUGUAAAAUUGAGUGAUUCUUUUGGUAUUGUCCAAGAAACAAUCUUUAUUGAAGUGAAACAGAAGACUGUAAAUGAAAUCACUAGAAUGAAAGAAGAUUCUUUAAGCCCUAACGAUCACAUUCAUAAUAAAUGUGUUCCAAAGGAGUAUGUUAAUAAUGUAAUAAAGCAAACAACUGUUAUUCCGACAUCUGAAAGUUAUUUGAAAGCAAAGUCAAUCAUAUACGGUCCAUUGGACACAAAAGUAAAUAUCGGUGAUACUUUGCGCCUGUUUUGUAUUAUACGACGAAUGCAAGAACCAUUUUUUGUUCACUGGACACAUAAUGGACAAAUAUUGAAAAAUUCAGCACUAACUAAUCAAACAACUGGUAUACAAACCUGGGCAAAUUAUCCUAAGAAUGGAUUUUAUAUUUUAGAAUUAAAAUCUGUAUCUGUACAAGACAAAGGAUUUUAUGGAGUGACUGUAUCUAGAGUACUCGAUAUAUCUGGUAAAAUGGUAAACGAAACAAUAGAAGAAGCUGUUUGUUGGGUUGAUGUUGAAGGUCAAAAGUCUUCGGAAAAGAAAACCGCUCCAGCAUUUAUAGAUGAUGAAUUUUCUCCGAUGAUGGAAGUAAUAGCAGGUCAAGUAGUUGAGUUAAAAUGUAAAGUGGUUGGUAAUCCGUUACCUUCAUUCUUUUGGCUAAAAGAUGGUGAUAUGAUGUCAUCAACCAAUUUGAAUUUUCAGAUAUCUCAAUCAAAGGGUAUGUACAAGUUAACUUUACCAGAUGUAACUAAACAACAUUCAGGAAUAUGGGAUUUAAUUAGUUAUAAUUCACAAGGUUUAAUUAUUAAAUCAUGUCAAUUGUUUGUCAGUGAAUACUCUAAUGGUUAUAUAAAGUCGGAUAAUAAUGAAACAAUUAUUAAUAUAAAGCCUUCAUCUAAUAAAUUUCAAGAAAUUAAUAAGUUAAUCAAUAAGCAAGAAAGUUCUGUUAAACAGAAUAUGAAUAAAACUUUGGAAACUCAAUCUAAUUCAUCUGGAACUAAAGGUAUUACAAUGCAAAACUCAAAAUUGGAACCACCUGAAUUUGAAAUUAUGUUCACGGAUAAAGUUAUGAAUGUAGGAGAGACAGUUUGUUUAAAAUGUUCAUUGAAAGGAAAUCCAAAACCUGUGGUACAAUGGCGUUUUAACGGGAAAGUACUUAACUUACCGACUGAAAGAAUUUUCAUGAUCCAAAAUAAAAAUGAAUAUAUAUUAUUUAUUUACAAUGCAUGUGAAAAUGAUACUGGACGAUAUGAAGUUACCGCUGAAAAUGUUAUUGGAAAAGCAAUUUGUUCAGCUCUACUAAUUAUAAACAAUUCAGCAAAAUCUCGGCAUAGUAGACCAUCUAGUGAACCAGAAUAUACUGCAACAGAAGCUGAGAAAUUAAACGCUAAUCUCCAUAAAUCAAUGGAAUGUUGUCAUUCAGGAACACAGACUCCUGAGAAAAGAAAAUCUACUCUUAUUCGUUCAGUUAGUGCUCCAUUGGAAUCUGAGUGUAGUGAUUGCUGUAGCAAAAUGCUUUUACGAUGUCAUGCUUGUUACGCGCCUUUAGUCCGAGAACAUGAAGAUGCUCGAGCAAAACAUUCAAAGCUUAAAUCUGAAUAUUUGCCAUCUCUUUAUAAUGCAAUUAGGAGACUUGAAAGAAUAAUGAAUUUUUGUGAAUGAUAGGAAAAAAAUAGUUCUGUAUUAAUUGUCCCAUUUUUACAAAUGAGCCAAAUAAUCAUGAUUGAACAUCUGAGUCGUUUGUUCAAAAAACAUUUGAGAAAGUGUACUGUUCAAUGUUUCAUACAAUACUCAUGAACAUUUAGUUAUGUCUAUCUUUUAUUGAUUACAGACUUAUUCACGAUCAAAACCAUGGACCGUUAGACGGCAUAAAUGUUCAAGUGGUAUAUCACGACGAAUGACUGGAUCAAGUACACAAACUAGGCUAUCAAGACAUCGAAGUGAAAGUUCUCUAUUACAUCAAUGUCCUUACUGUGAUACAUUAAUGUUGCCAGUAAAUCCACCAAACUUAUCAAAAUCAAAAAUUAAUAAAAUUGAACGUGUUUUAAGUUUUCCUGAUGAAUAUUAUCAGCCAAUAGAACAACAUUUAUCACAAGAAGAAGGAGAAGAUAUUUAUUAUUAUCAACCAAAUUAUAAACAAAUUAUUGUUUCACAUAAGACUACACGUACAAAACAUAUGAAUGUUACAAAAACAACUGAAUCACAUUUACCCAUAUCAUCUUUACGUGAAAAUAAAUUAUCAUCACCAACAUCAGAUGUACUUCAUAAAUCCACAACUAAACUUCGUGAAAUACCAAUUACAAUACAACGUGACAAUGGUUAUGAUCAAAUGAAUAAAUCGCAUAAUCAUGCAGUUCAGAACAAAACUAAUCCAUCUAUAAAGAAUAAUUCUCAAUCAGAGGGAACAGUUAGUAUUGUAGAAAGUUCAGAUAAUGAUUCUGCGGUUUUUUAAAAAAAACAACAAAUCGAAGAAAACAUUUCGACUUUAUACUCUACUGUUCACUUCUUUAAUGUAAUAGUAUAUAUUCUAAUUGUUAAAUUUUGUUUUACGGUUAUUUUUGGACUUCGGUAAUCCUGUACAUUAAAUCUAUUUAAUAUGCUAAUCACUGUUAUAAUAAGUAUGUAUACUGAAUUUUUACAUCAUUUACACUUGUAUUACUCACAAAAAUUAAUAAUAAAUAGUAUAAUCCUUCUGAAAUUUUAUACAUGCACAGAUAGCUAGGUUAUCCACUUAUAUACCCUGAUUGGAUUAUUUUCACCUCAAUAAAAACAGUUGUAUCUUCGGUAAUCGAUAAAAAGACGGAAUCAUCUUUGCGGUCAGGAAUUUCUUAAAAAUCGCCUGUUGAAUUCAGUGCAUUAACAAUAUGCUUUUUAUGUUCUGUGCUACUGUUUCGGUUUUUUUUUAAUCAUGUGAAAUAGAUAAAAAAAAUAUUAUUGUUCUGUUUGUGUGGUGGUUACAUUUCAGGUUUCGAACUGUUACAAGAAAAUAAAUCAAGGGUAAAAUUUCAUUCAGUAUGCUUUCUCUGUGGUUAAUUUUUAGUGAACAUUACACAGCACUUGUUUUGUUGUGAGGUUAUGUUGAAAUCUUUUAUAGUGAUCAAAAAUCUACUGUUGAGAAAUGGUAAUCACUUUGUAUAAUGAAAUCAACUUUAAGCAAUGUCUAAUGUAUAAGGUCAACAUAUGGAUUUUCUGUAGUCAAUACUGUUAGUAAACUGUAAAUUGAUUUUGUGUUUAACGUAAAACAGGGGUAUAUUAUCAUAAAAGGUAGAAAAAGGUUUGUUAAAAAAUACUGAUUAGCCACUGAGUAGCGAGUAAUUUCAGGUUUAACUGGUCUUGCUUAGUAUUGACUGAAUUAUAUUGAUCAAUUAGCAGUGUGGCCGGAAAUCUAAGUGACUCAACAUCGAGUGGAUCAUCUUGAGGUAUAAGAUGGCUGCAGGCAUUCGACAGGAAACCCUUGACCUGGAUUUUGAUGUAGUCGAGACUCAACAUCAAGGUAUGUCUGUAAUCCUAAGGGAACUUGUGCCCUUUGGUAAAUAUCUCAAUUGUAUAGGAGAUCAUGCGCUUCUCAAAAUAGUUCAGUUGUAACAUUCCAAACUGUGAAACUCUUUGAUACAUGAUCGAAUUCACAAAAAAGUAUAAAUUCUUUUGACAUUUCAGGUGAAUCUUGUUGAUGAGUGCCACACAGCACGAAGUGUAAGUCCAAGUUUUUCGAUCGACUACCUUUGACAAUUUAACAUUUAUUUAUUUAGACUAGUUAUUAUUUAUCUGGAGAAUGUGUAACUGUAAAUUGAUUGUUCAAUGUGGUUUUCGCAAAUAAUUUAACCAAACAGUACAAAAUAUUAUAUAAUGUAAAGUAAAAG